AUGCCCCGGGGCACCUGGCCUGCUCAGAGAGCACCCAGGCAGAGUGGAAAGCAGAUCCGAGGCUUCCACAAAGCGGGAGGAAAACGUCCGAGAAAGAAACGGACAGUGAGAGCCAGGAGAGUCCGCCCCAGAAGCAGCAGCAGAGGCAGCAGCGGCAGCGGUAGCAGCAGCGGCGGCAGCGGCAGUGGCAGCAGCGGCAGCGGCAGCAGCAGCAGCAGCAGGAACAGCGAACAGCGCAGCACGCCCGCCGCCCCCCAGCCCAGCCCCCGCGGCCAGCUGCAAACCCCGAGAGCGAGUCCUCCCUAUGCAAAAAGGAGCGAAGAGGUGUGGGAAGGGGGCGGCCCAAAGAGAGCAGCCGCCGCGCUCCAGGACGCAUCCCCUGGUGUCGUAGAAAAGCCGAGUCCCGGAGAAGACAAGAAGGGACAGAGACUGAGACUGAGACUGAGACCGAGGCAGAGGGAGAGGGAGACUCGCACACACCCACCCACCCCAGAGGCGCGCGGGGGGGAGGGGGGACGCGCUCGGGCGUGA
Messenger RNA from Dromiciops gliroides (monito del monte), 531 nucleotides. RefSeq names its product RNA-binding protein with serine-rich domain 1-B-like. NCBI's taxonomy places the organism in Eukaryota, Metazoa, Chordata, Mammalia, Microbiotheria, Microbiotheriidae. The transcript is spliced from 3 exons. The coding region runs from base 1 to 531 and encodes 176 amino acids. The record is from RefSeq and is a predicted model, not a curated record.